This is a messenger RNA of Pteropus alecto (black flying fox), 753 nucleotides long. Its product is annotated as melanoma-associated antigen B3-like. NCBI's taxonomy places the organism in Eukaryota, Metazoa, Chordata, Mammalia, Chiroptera, Pteropodidae. Gene Ontology annotation, cellular component: nucleus. Gene Ontology annotation, biological process: negative regulation of transcription by RNA polymerase II. The record is from RefSeq and is a predicted model, not a curated record.
CCCCGGAGAGCCCAAUCAUCCAUCUCCAUGUCUGUGGGUGUUUCUCGCACAAGAUCAUGCGAGGGCGCCAACGGCACAAUGGAGAAGAAGCGUUCCUACCGGGCCCCACCUUCCAGAGUGCAGAAUGCACGAGAUCCUCUAAGCAAGAUGACCAGUAUGUUGGUGCUCUUCCUGCUGCAGAUCUACAAAAUGAAAAGGCCAGCUACAAAAACACAUAAGCUGAACAUAGUCGGGAAGAACUACAAAAAUCACUUCUUUGAGGUCCUCUAGAGAGCAUCUUUGAGCAUGGAGGUGGUAUUUGGCAUCGACCUAAAGAAAGUGGAUUCUCCACAUCAUUCCUAUAUCCUCCUCAUCAGCAAAAUGGAUCUGCCCAAAAAUGGGCGGGUGAACCGUGUCAGCAGAUUCCCCAAGACCAGUCUCCUGAUGAAUCUCCUGGGCCCGAUCUUCAUGAAUGGCGACUGCGCCACUGAGGAGGCGAUCUGGGAAUUUCUGAAUAAGAUGAGGGUGCACGCCGGAAAGAGACACUUCAUCCCUGGGGAGCCCAAGAAGCUCAUCAACCAAGAUCUGGUGAAGCUUAAGUUCCUGGGGUACCGGCAGGUGCCCCACAGAGAUCCAGCACACUACGAGUUCCUGUGGGUUCGGACAGUCCACGUUGAGACCAGCAAGAUGAGGGUCCUGGGGUUUUUCGCCAAGAUCAAUCGUACGGUCCCCAGUGCCUUCCCAUCCUGGCACAAAGAGGCUUUGCGCGAUGAG